Sclerotinia borealis F-4128 is the source of this 3654-nucleotide messenger RNA. Lineage: Eukaryota; Fungi; Ascomycota; Leotiomycetes; Helotiales; Sclerotiniaceae. The record is from the annotation of a GenBank genome assembly.
AUGCUGAAGACGGAUACUCCAAAUAAUCAUGCCUUCGAGAACACAACAGCUAGGGAACCCGAUCACGACCGCAGUUCACCCCUUCGCCCCUCAAACUUGUCAAUACCGAAAAACAGAAGUACCGGAAACCUUCUCAUACAUGCUUCAACAGGAACGGAUAGAUCCAGAAUACGAUUUUCCUUUGACGAAGGGCUGGCGGCGGCAGAGUUUGACACAAUGUCGAGUACUAGAUCACCCAUCGUGACGGAACAUGAGCAUGGGCUCGGUGCUUCGGGUCUAAGACGAAUUCGACAACAACUUCCUCGGGCACCAACUCUACCAUCUUCCGAGAGCUCUUCCAGAGCUGCAUCUAUAGGUGCUCGAUCGACGUCAAUGACCCUUCCCUUUCCUAGUCGAACAGGCUCUGUAGCGAUGCCGUCUGGGCCAUCCUCUCCAACUCUGCCCUUCACCGAAGAUCUCACACGUUUUCCAUCUGAGUCAUUACAUUCCUUCUCGUUCGCCCACCAAUCGGAUGAAUUCAUUCACAAUCGUCAAAAUGUCCUGAAGAGGUCCGUCGAGUUUAUGUCACAAAAGCUGGGCUGGGGAACAACAAAUGCGGGAUUGGCCAGUGCACAAGCCAGAGUUAGCGGGGACGCGGAGAUGCAAGCCAUGCUCGAGCUUCUGGCGAAAGCUAAGUUGGUUGGAGCGAAGAAUAUUGGGACUGGGCAAGAUCAAGGGAGGGGAGGGGCCCUUACCGGGCCGGCAAGUGCUCAAGACUCUCGAAAUGUUUUCGAUACUAGCUUUGCCAUGCGUUCCGAGAGUCCAGAGCAGAUGGAAAGUGCUCCGCCUUCGCCCACAAACGCUGAAAAAGUACCAUCGUCAUCACUCAUCUCAUGCGAAAAUGAUUUUCAGUCUGUCGAACCCCAGAAUGGCAUAGUAUCAGCUUUACCAGCUGAUUCUGAACUUUCAUCCAGGACUCCCACCAAUGAGAGUAGGACGACGGCGAAAACGUCCCCGCCAAUCACUAGACGGCCAAGUCUAAAGAGGACCUUUACUGAUCUGGAACCUCUGAACCUCCAGAAUAAACUAAUGGACGCCAUGUCCCUUCCCUACAUAGCUACCGAUUCCCUUCAUGAAUCCAUGUUUUCUCCUUCAAUUCCACGAACCGCCAGCGCUUCAACUUUCGGACCUCAUUCAUUGGGCCCAGUUAAUCACAGUCAUUCGAGCAGGUGGACACCUGCUGCGCAAGCAAUUUUCACUACCGAAAGCACUUCACCAUAUACCAUUCUAGCUGCCAACGAUCUCGCCUGUCUGGUAUUUGGUGUUACAAAAGCAGAAGUUCGCAAGAUGGGCAUCCUUGAAGUUGUACAAAAAGAAAGACGGGCAUGGUUAGAGGACAAACUAAGCACGCACAGAUUCGGAUCCGAGGUUGGAAAACAAACUCCUCAAACACCAACGAGCCAAAUUCAGCAACCAAGCCCAAUGAUAACUACAUCAACGCUGCUUGGUCGGCCUGGUGGUAUCACGGCUAGCCUUCUGAGUAAACCUAAUUCGCGUCAAGUACAGAAACCCAGCCGUCGAGCACAAACCGAUGAUGGUGCGGGCUCGAGUCUUGUUUCGAGGACACGAGCAGUGAAAGGUGGCCUGAAUCAUCAAAGUAAUAAGUCUAGAGGUGUUCUUUUAUGCGGUGACGUGGUACCCAUUGAAAAACGAAACGGCGCAACAGGCUCGGCAAGCUUGUGGGUGAAGGAGAAGAGAGGUGGCCUCAUUUGGGUUUUGGAAGAGAUCCACGAAGAUGUGGCAAUCAUUGGCCUGGACGACGAUGCUGCCAUUAUGAAUACCUCUGGAUCCAUCGAUGCGAUUUGGGGAGAUGCCGUUACUUGGACGGGCAUGGAUAUUGGGAAACUUCUACCAAGACUCUCGCGACAAGGAAUUGACGGCAGAAGUGGAGAAAUCGAUUACGCCGAAGUCAGUAAACGUAGAUAUUUUACGGCUCGUACUUCUGGAUAUGUGAAUAUUCCCGCAGUCGUCGAUAGAGUCCCUGGUGGCACGGAUCUUCGCGUUUCCAGCUUUCCUCAUAUUGCCGGUAUCAUGGUUUUGUCUGCGCAAACCUUAAAGAUCACGAGUUCUAAUUCCGUCUUCUCCGCCGCGUUGUUCGGGCAGGAUAAACCUGACGGUCGACUGAUUACUGACUUGAUACCCGAUUUCGAUAGAAUGCUGAAGAUUCUCACGGAAGAAGAUGGUGUGGAGAUGGUCGACGGGAUUGUUAUCCCUGAACAUAGUUUCAGGCGGGCUCAAGCUUUCCUUGCACUACGGAAUGGAAAGGCCGAUGCAUCGACAUACUUUUUGAGGCCAGAUGGAUUAUCAGCCAGACAUAGAGAUGGAUCGGAGAUCAAGAUCGAUGCUCAACUUAGGGUCGUUAAGUCGGAUCCCAAAACGUCCGUCUACGAUGAGAACGUCAUAGAAGAAAGAAGUGACGAAGAAGAUGGACCGACGACCUGCAAGCCUGCCAUACAAACCGAACUCGUCUACGCUUUGUGGAUCACAUACUCAAGAAAUAUUCAUGCCGCAAAACACGCUAAUGGCAUGACAACUCCUUUACCAUCCGGACUUGAAACCCCAUUGCAUCAACCUUCUCCAGGUCAAACAGGACCUCCAGCUCCCAUGAAAAUGGACUCUUCGUCGGAUUCCGAUGAGCCCAAGAAUGAAGCAUCGCACGUGUCUAUGCUCACAGCACAGCUCAAGGUCGCAGCAAAGAAGACAGCAGCUAAGCUUACGGGUCGCGAUCGGUCUUCGUCAAAAGCACAAGAGAAAGCGAAGCCAGCUGUCUCGGAAUCGGUUAAGCCCGUUGUCAAGAAGUGCAUUGAUGACUUUGCAAUACUGGAAGAAAUGGGCCAGGGAGCUUAUGGUCAGGUAAAACUUGCUCGAUAUAAGAAGAGCGGUAAUAACAAGGUGAUCCUCAAGUAUGUCACGAAAAAACGCAUUCUCGUUGAUACUUGGACUCGCGAUCGUCGGCUGGGAACUGUGCCACUGGAGAUUCACGUUCUCGAUUAUUUGCGUCGGGACGGUCUUCAGCACCCCAAUAUCGUGGAGAUGUCAGAUUUCUUUGAGGAUUCCGUUAAUUACUAUAUCGAAAUGGUACCACACGGAUAUCCAGGAAUGGAUUUAUUCGAUUAUAUCGAGCUCCGCGUCAACAUGGAGGAGAAGGAAUGUCGCAGCAUCUUCGUACAGGUUGCUCAUGCUGUCCAUCAUCUUCAUACCAAGGCCCUUGUCGUACAUCGCGAUAUUAAGGAUGAGAACAUAGUCAUAAAUGGCGAAGGAAAUAUCAAGCUCAUUGAUUUCGGAAGUGCUGCUUACAUCAAAAGCGGUCCCUUUGACGUCUUCGUUGGAACGAUUGAUUAUGCUGCACCCGAAGUUCUCUCUGGCAAACCAUAUCGAGGCAAGCAACAAGAUGUUUGGGCUCUUGGUAUUCUUCUUUACACCAUCGUGUACAAAGAAAAUCCAUUUUAUAGUAUCGACGAGAUCAUGGAUCGUGAUCUUAGGGUACCUUAUGUCAUGAGCGAAGAAAGUAUCGACCUCAUCCGAGGUAUGCUAAAUCGGGACGUUGAUUCGAGAUUAACGAUCGAGCAAGUGAUAGAGCAUCCUUGGUGUGUAGGUGCGGAGAGCGACGAAUAA